Messenger RNA from Homalodisca vitripennis (glassy-winged sharpshooter), 629 nucleotides. RefSeq lists its product as uncharacterized. NCBI's taxonomy places the organism in Eukaryota, Metazoa, Arthropoda, Insecta, Hemiptera, Cicadellidae. The transcript has 4 exons. The record is from RefSeq and is a predicted model, not a curated record. Bases 136 to 486 code for a protein of 116 amino acids.
AUCUAAAUAUAAUGUAACUUUUUUGUAAUAUGAUCAAUAUGUGCUUUCAAUAGCACUUAACUACUGCUCUAAAUCAACAUUCAAUGUUUGAGCUAUGAAGGAUGCUGGCAUAUCAUCAUAUCUGAGGAACUGGUGAUGCUGGUGAUUCACCAGCUCUAUCUCACUGAGAGGAUGGCACUGAGUUUAUCCAGGGUUAUCUUCUUCCUUCCAUUGCAUCCUAUGGCCACCAUGGAAAUGCCACCUCAGCCUCUCACCUCCAUGUAUCUGGGGGCUGUGAUGAUGCUGAUGAUGUGGUCAGUGACUGAGAUUACAGGAAGUGUGGGGGUCUGCACGAAAAGUGAGGUAGUCACCAAAACUAGACUUCACUUCGUACAUAGGACAUAUUUAGAAUCUUACAGAACACGGGGUGGUGGCAACUGUGGAUACUAUUACAGUUCCUGGGAAAACAUGUAUCAGACACCGAACUGCAGGCAACUAUGUGAAUGAAGAAGAGAGUUACACAGAGCAAGAAACCAAGGAGUUCUGUUGCCCUGGUUAUAAAACCUGCUCUUCUGUAGAUGGCUGUGUCUGUCAGCCAGUGUGUCACUUGGAAUGUCUCAACGGGAAUUGUUCAGCUCCAGACCAUUGUG